Molecule: messenger RNA, 536 nt
Organism: Morus notabilis
Lineage: Eukaryota; Viridiplantae; Streptophyta; Magnoliopsida; Rosales; Moraceae
Exons: 1
Coding region: 102-335 (77 amino acids)
Source: RefSeq, a predicted model, not a curated record
CUGAUCAAUCCAAAAAUAAUCAUAUGUAUAUCGUUUACCACAAAUUAAUACGACAAAUACAUACUUGAAAGUGCAGUAGUACUAGCUAGUAGGAAAUUAAAAUGGCAAGAGGCAUUGGGAUUCCGAGAUGCGUGCAGUGCGGGACGAGGAGCAACCCCUGCCGGUGCAAGGUGGUGGGCCCCACGCUGGGGUUCUUGGCCUUCGCCGCCGCCGCCAUUGUGGAAUGGCCUGUCGGAGCCCUCGUGUACUGCUUCAAACACGUCAAGGGUCGACGGAUCAUGGCUCAUCCUGCCGCCGUCGUCUACCCAAGAGUCACCAAUGCCAUUCCUAUCUGAUAUCUCAACUCUCUAUCCUCAAUUCUCGUCAAUCCAUCAUAUAUUUCUCUCUCUUUCUCGCGUCAUCAUCCGUGUUUGCUUCUUCAUCUUUUGACUUGUGUUGUAUGGUCAUGUGUCCGUGUUCUGACCCAUAUAUGUUACUAAAAAUGCCUAUUUCAUGUAUUUUGUGUGUGCGCGCGCUUUUACUGCGCUUAUAAUUAU